AGCUGAGCCGCCGCUGCUCGCUCAACUUGAAGCCUUCUUUUGUUUUAUCAAUUGAUGCGCACUCGACCUCUGCCAGGCUUCUUUACCUCGGCUGCCAGCACUGUGAAAAAGGAUGCACCUCGAUAUGACUCUCCUUCAGAUUCUUGCUGUGCUCCUCCUGCCAGGAGCAUGCGGUCAGAGCAGCAGCAGCAGCAGGCAUAAUGUGGUGGUGGAAGCCAAGAACAUCACCCUCCCUGCAGGGUCUAAGGCUGUGCUUCCCUGCCACAGCCCCCGCAUGGUGUGGACCAGGGACAGACUGAAGGACCGUCAAAGGGUGGUGCACUGGGACUUGGUCCGCAGCAGCCCAGAGUAUUCUGUGGAGCGAGUCCUGGACAUGUCCCCUGGAGCCCGCCAGAGGGUCUACAAUGGCUUCAACAAAGGACGCAUUUCCAUCCCAGAAUCUGCAUUCAAUGAUGGCAACUUCUCCCUUGUCAUCAACAAUGUGGUCGCAACUGACAAAGGAGUUUAUACUUGUAAUCUGCACCAUCACUACUGCCAGAUUCACCAGUCCAUUCAAAUCCAGCUUAAUGUCACCAAGUCAGCUCGGAAAGAGAAACGUUCCUGGGAUGGAGAGAAGACUGUGUUCGUGGUCUUGUUGGGCAGCUCAGUGGCAUUGCCCUGUGUGAACCGGCGUCCCCUGUGGAGAGAGGGCCUCCAGGAGGACCAGCAGCAAGUGGCUCACUGGGACUUCCAGGCCCCUGGGGUGCGUCCUGAUAGGGCUGACCGCUUGGUGGACCUCUAUGCCUCCGGAGAACGCCGGGAUUAUGGGCCACUCUUUGCCCAAAGCAAGAUGAGUGUGGCUGAGGAUGCUUUUACUUUAGGGGACUUUUCCCUGUCCAUUUCUGACUUGAGGCCUGUUGAUAAAGGCCUGUACUCCUGCCACCUUCAUCACCACUACUGUGGUCUGCAAGAAAGACGCAUCUUCAGGCUCACUGUGGGACCUCCACUUCCGUCCGCACCCACUACAGCGCCCAGAAUUUUCCAGAAUGAUGUGCCAGAGCCAAGGACUGAAGAAGUGGAGGGCCCACGUGUGGUGAAUGUCAUCCUCCCUGAGCAUCGAGGUUAUUUCGUGCAGCAUCUGGGCUACUUUCUGGCAACUUUCAUACUGCUGGCAUUCAUCGUUGUGGCUGUCAUUGUGCUGACUCGACGGCGCAAAAAGAGAGGGCUGGAGUAUGAGCUGCGUAGAUCUGAUUGGGGAACUGUAAUCAGUGGAGGUGAAAUGACAUUAGACUGCACAGAGCUGAAGGCCUGUAACCAAGAACCUCUGAAUUCAGACUACAAAAACAACCUACUGAAAGAGAGAGAUAUGGCCAAAGACUGCAAUAUGGACUUUGAUGGAAAGCUGUGGAAGUGAGUGCGAUAUUUUUGAGAUGCUGCUGGCAGGUCCAGGGCAAACACCGGAAGAGUAAAGGACCGUGGAAAGAAGUGGAAAAAAGAGGAAACCCAGGAGAAGACAGGAGGAAUGCUCCCUCUGCUGUAACUCUAACACACUAAGCUUUUUCACUAAAAGCCGACAUAAUUUUUUACGUUAUUUUUUUAUAUAACUUGCAUUUUCACCAGCUGUAAUAACAAUAUGGUUAAACAUAUAUUUGAUCCUUACUCAAGCAUUCAUUGUUUGGUUUAUGUGGAAUAUUAGGCUUUUUUCUUUUUUUUUUUUUUACAAAAAUGCAUGCUGUUUAUUAAAGUAUGUAUUAUGUGUACUUUGCAUGCAGAGCUGCAAGCUCACAGUUCUUUUCUGAUCUUGAAAUUUGAUAAUUUUGUCUUUUUUUGCACAAUUUCUGCUGUACCGUAAUUUGUAAAAGUGUUCAUUAAGGUUUCAAUGGUAAAUUUACUGUAUGUAGACAUUUUCAGACCAUGUUUAGAAACAAGAGCUACAAAUAGCUAUAGAUAGUAAGACAUUUUAAACAAAUCAUAGUACAUUUUUAAAAAACUCAACUGUGGUGACAUAAUGACUGAAUCUAAACUUUUUUCUCUAUUUUUAGAAAUGCCGACUGUCAGACUUAAAAUCCAAAUUAUGUUUGUAAUCAAAAGGAUAUAAAGCUUCUGAAAUAUGUAUUCAUUGAUAACUUAUCAGGUGAAAAAUAAUGACAUUUUCGGACCAUGGACUAAAGGCUCAGUCUGCAGAAUCUCAGGAAAAAAAAAUUCUUUCAGCCAUUUAUUUGGUUUUUAGUGGGCUGUGCAGUACUUGUUUGCAUCAAGCAUGUACAAUGUACCCUGGUUUAGAAAACACUGAAUUUUCAUUACUAAAUCUGCUGGUCAAUGAUAUGUUAGAAAACUGUGUAGCUGUAGCUCACAUUGUGUCUACUAUCUCAGUAAUGCUAAAUCCCAAACUGUAAUCCUAACCCCUGUUCUCUCUUUGUCUCUUGCUCACUUGUGCACACUCUAAUGUUGGUCUCUUCUAAGAAAUAAUUUCUUCUAUUAAAGAUUCACAACCGUG
Molecule: messenger RNA, 2476 nt
Organism: Morone saxatilis (striped sea-bass)
Lineage: Eukaryota; Metazoa; Chordata; Actinopteri; Moronidae
Product: matrix remodeling-associated protein 8-like
Exons: 10
Coding region: 113-1393 (426 amino acids)
Biological process (GO): establishment of glial blood-brain barrier; cell adhesion
Cellular component (GO): membrane; cell surface
Source: RefSeq, a predicted model, not a curated record